GUUCCAUCUCUGAGAAGUUGGGAGUGGUGUGUGUUAGGUCUGGGCUGGGAUUGGACUGUAGAAUCCCCAUGGGAAGGAAAGCAAAAGGAAAAAGUUUGGGAGAGGGGAGAAGCCCUUCCUGCACUCACCCCGAUGCACAUUCACCUAGGCCUAGAAGCAGGGUGCAGCCACUAGGCUAGGGAGGGUCUGUGUGUGUCAAGGGUGAUGUCAACAGAUGCUGGACCCAGGAAGCUCUCUACCCCAGGUCAGCCUGCAGGGCCUCCAGGGACUGGCUUGCCAACAGCUGGACUUGAUCACCAGCUUUCAAAGUGAGGUCACACAUCUGGUGGAAUAACAAGCAAACUUUGCUUUCCGGCUGUUUUUAGAGGAUUUUCACAGCAGCGGCUUGAAACCGGGAAACCACCACCUGGACCCUUGACUCUUCUUGGAGAGGCACAGCAUAGGAGAGUCCACCUGUGGGUGGUUUGCAGGACAAUGCUGGCCCUUCGGCGAGCUUCCGCUUUCCUGGUUCUGCUCCUCUCAGCCUUUCUGCCCCCGCCACAGCGCGCUCAGGACCCAGGCAUGGUGCACUACAUCUACCAGCGCUUUCGAGUCAUGGAGCAAGGACUGCAAAAAUGUACCCAAGCAACGAGGGCAUACAUUCAAGACUUCCGCGAGUUCUCGAAAAACAUAUCCGUUAUGCUGGGGCAAUGUCAGACCCACACGAGUGAAUAUAAGAGUGCAGUGGACAACCUGGCACUGAGGGUCGAACGUGCCCAACGGGAGAUUGACUACCUGGAGUACCUGCGAGAAGCUGACUUGUGUGUAGAAUCAGAGGACAAGAUGCUGGCAGAAAAGCUAGUCCAAGAAGCUGAAGAAGAGAAAAAGAUCCAGACUCUGCUGAAUGCAAGCUGUGACAACAUGUUAACAGGCAUAAAGUCUCUGAAAAUAGUGAAGAAGACUGUGGACACACAUGGCUCUUGGAUGAAGGAUGCUGUCAGCAACUCUCCCAAGGUUUAUCUCUUAAUUGGAUCCAGAAACAACACUGUUUGGGAAUUUGCAAACAUGCGGGCGCUCAUGGAGGAUAGCACCAAGCCAGGCCCCCGGAAGCUCAUCUUAACACAUUCCUGGCAGGGAACAGGCCAAGUGAUCUACCAAGGCUUCCUAUUUUUUCAUAACCAAGGAACUCCCAAUGAGAUAAUCAAAUACAAUCUGCAGAAGAGGACUGUGGAAGACCGAAUGCUGCUCCCGGGAGGAGCAGGCCGAGCACUGGUCUACCAGCACUCCCCAUCAACUUACAUUGACUUGGCUGUGGAUGAGCACGGGCUCUGGGCCAUCCACUCAGGGCCAGGCAUCCAUGGCCAUUUGGUUCUCACCAAAAUUGAGCCUGGCACACUGGGAGUGGAACACUCAUGGGACACUCCAUGUGGAAGCCAGGAUGCCGAAGCUGCGUUCCUCUUGUGUGGGGUUCUUUACGUGGUCUAUAGUUCUGGUGGCCAUGGCCUGCAUCGUAUCACCUGUGUCUAUGACCCACGAGGCACUAUCAGAGAGGAAGAUCUGCCCAACUUGUUCUUUCCCAGGCGGCCAAGAAGUCACUCCAUGAUCCAUUACAAUGCCAGAGAUAAGCAGCUCUAUGCCUGGAAUGAUGGAAACCAGAUCAUUUACAAGCUCCAGACAAAGAGAAAGCAGCCUCUAAAAUGAAACAAGAUCUCAAAGGGAAAUGUUUUGCCAAUGCGGAAGAGGUGAAACAAACAAAU
This is a messenger RNA of Phyllostomus hastatus (greater spear-nosed bat), 1736 nucleotides long. RefSeq names its product olfactomedin like 1 (gene OLFML1). The transcript is spliced from 4 exons. NCBI's taxonomy places the organism in Eukaryota, Metazoa, Chordata, Mammalia, Chiroptera, Phyllostomidae. The coding region runs from base 475 to 1680 and encodes 401 amino acids. Gene Ontology annotation, biological process: signal transduction. The record is from RefSeq and is a predicted model, not a curated record.